Messenger RNA from Miniopterus natalensis, 1927 nucleotides. Lineage: Eukaryota; Metazoa; Chordata; Mammalia; Chiroptera; Miniopteridae. The record is from RefSeq and is a predicted model, not a curated record.
AUGGGCUUCAGUCUCCACACACCCGGGUUCCUGGAGCUGCUGGAACAAGUAUUCUCAACUGGGUGGCUCAAAACAACAGUGGUGGUCUCGGCUCUGGAGGCCGGAAGGCUCGAGUGCAGGUGUUGGGCAGCCAAGCUCCCUGGGGCCUACGGGAAGACCCCGGCCCCGGCCCCGACUCCCGCUCGCACACUGGCCUCCGCACUGCACCUCCGCGCCCCGGUGGCCCCCGCGUCCACCGAAGGCUUGGCGACGCGCAGUCGCGUGCAGCUGCUGCAGACGGUGGACACGGAGUACACGGCGGACUCGGUGGAGUGGUGCCCGCUGGAGGGCUGCCGGCGCGUGCUGGCCUGCGGCACCUACCAGCUGCGGGAGCCCGAGAGCCAGAGUGACCCGGCAGCUGCUGAGCCUCAGACCCGUCUAGGCCGCCUCUACCUGUACAGCUGCAGUGAGGACCUCUCUGCUUGCUCCCUGGCCGAGAUCCAAAGAAGAGACACUUAUGCCAUCCUGGACAUGAAAUGGUGCCAUAUCCCGGUGGCCGGCCAUGCCCUCCUGGGUGUGGCAAAUGCUGGCGGGUUCAUAGAGCUGUUUCAGCUCGCGGGAUGCAAGGAGAGCACACACACCCUGCAGCCAUUUGGCAGCUGUGCCCUGGACAAGCAGUGUCUGGCCUUAUCCCUGGACUGGUCCACUGGGAAAGCUGGAAGGGCCAGUGACCAGCCCUUGAAAAUCAUCAGCAGUGACUCCAAGGGGCAGCUGCACCUGCUGAAGGUGGACGCAGGGCCUGGGCUGCAGAGUGUGGCCACAUGGCAGGCCCAUCACUUUGAGGCCUGGAUUGCGGCUUUCAAUUACUGGCAGACAGAAGUCGUGUAUUCAGGUGGGGACGACGGCCUGCUGAAGGGCUGGGAUACCAGGACACUUGACACACCUGUGUUCUCUAGCAAGAGACACUGCAUGGGUGUGUGCAGCAUCCAGAGCAGCCCCCACCAGGACGGCAUCCUGGCCACCGGGAGCUAUGAUGAGCAUGUUCUGCUGUGGGACACUCGGAACAUGGAACAGCCAUUUGCGGACGUGCCCAUGCAGGGCGGGGUGUGGAGGCUCAGGUGGCACCCCUUGCACAGCCACCUGCUCCUGGCAGCCUGCAUGCAGGGCGGUUUCUGGAUCCUCGACUGCAAGAAGGCAGUGGAGGAGAAGCAGGACAUGUGCACAGUCUCUGUGUCCCACAGGAUGCCCAGCUCACUAGUGUAUGGAGCCGACUGGUCUUGGCUCACCUGCCAUCUCCCACAGACCCAGCAGUCGCUCUUUGUGGGGUCUGUUUCCUGCACCGACCCAGGAUCCAGAGCAGGUGUGGAGGUUGCACCCCAGUCGCCAGGACCCCAUUUAGCAGACGACAAUGGCAAGGGUUAUACCAAGGUCCUUAGUGGAAGUAGGGAAAGGACUUGCCAGCUGUCCACGGAGGUCGCGAAGAACAGCAGCCAGCUAUACUCCCCGGGGACUAAGGUCUGUGACAGUGGCCAGAAUGUGGAAGCCACAGACAUUGCCAUCAGCCUCCUGGCCACCUGCUCCUUUUAUGACCACGCUCUUCACCUCUGGAAGUGGGGGAGAGCUGAGCGCCAUGUGAAGUCAUAAAGACCACGUCUGUGAGUGAACUGCCUCAGACCAGCUCGCUGGGAUUCCUACUAGUCUCUGAAGCUUCCAGUGUAGGGCUCAGUGCAUCUUAUGGACUCUACAGUGUAGAUGGUCAGGAAAGCUAUUGGUUCCUCUUAAGUAAACUGUAUCCGCUGGGCCCUUCAAGUGGCGAUUCUGGCAGGGAGGUGCUGGUGGGGGACCUCGCCCAGCCUUCAAACUUGUCUGUUUUAUGUGGAUUUGACUUUCAGUUCUCCACACUUACUUAAGCAAUAUUUGUUAACUGAAUGAAGUUUUUUUAAAGCUG